Messenger RNA from Pichia kudriavzevii, 456 nucleotides. RefSeq lists its product as uncharacterized. Gene Ontology annotation, biological process: mRNA splicing, via spliceosome. The record is from RefSeq and is a predicted model, not a curated record. The transcript has a single exon. The coding region runs from base 1 to 456 and encodes 151 amino acids. NCBI's taxonomy places the organism in Eukaryota, Fungi, Ascomycota, Pichiomycetes, Pichiales, Pichiaceae. Gene Ontology annotation, cellular component: U5 snRNP; U4/U6 x U5 tri-snRNP complex; spliceosomal complex.
AUGUCAAUGCUCGUCAAUUUACCCACUGGUUGGCACGUCGACGCGGCGAUUCUUAGCGAAAAUGAUCGCGUUGUUAUAAUUCGAUUUGCAAAGAAUGGGCUGAGCCGUGAAACUCUUUCUAUUGACAGAAUCUUAGAAAAGGCGGCUCCCCUCGUUGCGGGGUUUGCCGCCAUUUAUUUGUGCGACACAAGCACAGUCCCGGACUUUGACGAGAUGUAUGCCCUUAACGAGGGGGGGGCGCCCUUCAACGUGAUGUUCUUUUGGCGUAAUAAACAUGUGAUGGUAGACUUUGGUACUGGGGAAAACAACAAGAUGGAUUUCUUAAUAAACAAUGUACAAGAAUUAAUUGAUAUAAUAGAAUGUGUCUAUAGAGGGGCCAUUCAGGGGAAAGGACUCGUUGUUGCACCAAGGGAUUAUUCGUAUAUGAACAAGGGAGGGCGGCGAGUAAGAGAGUGA